Eublepharis macularius is the source of this 1288-nucleotide messenger RNA. RefSeq names its product RASD family member 2 (gene RASD2). The transcript is spliced from 3 exons. Bases 416 to 1216 code for a protein of 266 amino acids. The record is from RefSeq and is a predicted model, not a curated record. NCBI's taxonomy places the organism in Eukaryota, Metazoa, Chordata, Lepidosauria, Squamata, Eublepharidae. Gene Ontology annotation, molecular function: GTP binding; GTPase activity.
UGGAUAGAUGUCGCACCAGAGCCCCCCUCUUCCACCAAAAGGAGUUUUCUGAAUCGCCGGUUACAAGAAAGACAAUGGUACAUGCCUGAGGGGGAGACUCUUCGCUCAGUUUUGGAGUGAACUGAAGGCACUGCGAAGAGAUCUCACACACCUCUUCAGAAGCUAGACGCGAAAGGUGAACUGCAGACCCAACUUGGAGCCAUGCGUCCCUUCUGAUUUGGUAGAAGCUCUCCGUACGGAGAAGCAGCCACUGCAAGCCUUGUUGCCCUGAGGCCACGUGUGAAGAAACCAGUGAGUUGGGCAGAAAGCAAGAGCUCAUCGCUGCAGCAGCGCUUGCUGGCAGUCCACGGAGUCAGCCUUGCUGCGUGCACAAGGAUCCGGGACUUGCUUUCCAAGGAGAGGAAAGCUCAAAGCAAUGAUGAAGACUAUGUCCAGUGGGAACUGUACCUUGAAUGUUCCAGCCAAGAACUCAUACCGCAUGGUCGUGCUGGGAGCCUCCCGGGUGGGCAAAAGCUCCAUUGUCUCACGUUUUCUCAAUGGCCGCUUUGAAGACCAGUAUACGCCCACCAUUGAGGAUUUUCACCGCAAAGUCUACAACAUUCGUGGUGACAUGUAUCAGCUCGACAUCCUGGAUACUUCCGGGAAUCAUCCAUUCCCUGCCAUGAGGAGACUUUCCAUUCUCACAGGGGAUGUUUUCAUCCUAGUCUUCAGUCUGGACAACAGAGAAUCCUUUGAUGAGGUCAAGAGACUCCAGAAGCAGAUCCUUGAAGUCAAAUCUUGCCUGAAAAACAAGACCAAGGAAACAGCUGAUCUCCCCAUGGUGAUCUGUGGCAACAAGAACGAUCACAGUGAACUCUACCGCCAGGUGCGUUCUGAUGAAGCUGAGAAACUUGUUUCUAGCGACGAGAACUGUGCUUACUUUGAAGUUUCAGCCAAGAAGAACACUAACGUGAAUGAGAUGUUCUACGUCCUCUUCAGCAUGGCCAAGCUGCCCCAUGAGAUGAGUCCUGCCCUCCACAGAAAGAUCUCUGUCCAGUAUGGCGAUGCCUUCCACCAAAAGUCCUUUAAGAUGCACAGGGUCAAAGAGACAGAUGCCUAUGGCAUGAUCUCCCCCUUCGCUCGCAGACCCAGUGUCAACAGUGACCUGAAAUACAUCAAAUCCAAAGUCCUCAGAGAAGGACAAACAAGGGAAAGAGAGAAAUGCACAAUCCAAUAAAAAAGGGUUCUUUCAGAUAGUCUGUUAUGUAGUGUAUGUGUAGUGCCUUAAAGAAAGUGGUUGGUUGGACAA